GUUCCCUUGCGCAUUCCAGCUUCUCGUCCUCCAUCCACAGUCGCUUCGUCCUCCUCACACCGUCACACUGCUUGCACCGAUCCAUCCUUGAGCCACUCAUCAACCGUCAGAAACUGCAAGCAGAGGCUACGACAUUGACAAUGGGCUUCUUCCACUUCAUCGGAGUCUUCCUGCUCUUCGCCGCCAGCAUCCUCCUCCUCAUCACCACCAUCAGCGCCCCCGUUGUCAACGACAUUGCGCUGCUGAGGGUCCACCUGAACAAUGGCAGCACGCUAAACUUCGGAACGUUUGGCUACUGCGUGCUCAACGCCGCCCAGCCCAAUGAUGGCAACGACUGGUGCAGCAAAGUGCACAUCGGCUACAAGCCCGCCAACAUCAUCGCGUCAACAGCAGCAUCGCAAGACUUUGACGAAAUCACCGGCGGCACCUCCGACGCCCUCACCAGCACCAUGGUCCUGCACCCCAUCGAGUGCGGCCUGGCCUUCAUCGCAUUCGUCAUCUCCGCCUUCGCCGGCAUGUUCGGCUCGCUGUUCGGCGCCCUCAUCGCCCUCGUCGCCUGGAUCCUGACGCUCAUCUCGCUCGCUAUCGACUUUACUGUUUUCGGCAUUGUGCACCAUCACGUGUCGGAUUACAGUGCUGGUCGGGAGCGGGCGACGUUUGGGGAUGGGAUUUGGUGUUUGGCUGCUGCGUUUGUCGCGCUCUUCUUUGGCAUGUUUAUUGUCUUCUUUACGUGCUGCGCUGCUAGGCGCGAGAAGAGGCGUGGUGUGGCUUCCAAGCAGGAGGUGCAGCCGGUGCAGACGAGGAGGAAGCGAUUCGGCAUGUUCUAGGCCGCUGAAUGGCUCAUCAAGCUCGCUUAACCUCCACUCUCACGCGGGGACGAGAGGGUGAUGUGAGGGAUGAUGGUGGUAUCUACCCUUUGCUUUUCUGCUUUUAUGUUUUUUCUCGGCGUCAACUGAGUAAUACCCGGAAGCAACAGCGUGGAUAGCAAGGUGCACAUU
Neohortaea acidophila is the source of this 998-nucleotide messenger RNA. RefSeq names its product actin cortical patch SUR7/pH-response regulator pali. The transcript is spliced from 3 exons. The record is from RefSeq and is a predicted model, not a curated record. NCBI's taxonomy places the organism in Eukaryota, Fungi, Ascomycota, Dothideomycetes, Mycosphaerellales, Teratosphaeriaceae. Gene Ontology annotation, cellular component: cell division site; growing cell tip; plasma membrane. The coding region runs from base 141 to 827 and encodes 228 amino acids.